UGCUCUCUGCGGCACCCCCUUCCUCUCCUCAGCACCCACCCACCGCACAGCGAUGGUGCUAAAGGAUCCCGCCGUGUCUCUGACCCUUUUCCUUUGGAUUACGGCUUCCUGGGGCUGCCUGGCUGCAGCUGCCGGGGUUGCUGCUGCUCGCAAGCAGGACGAGUCUUUCUCCACUGUCAGUGUCUACAGAGCCAGAUGCACCUCCAGGUGCCUGAGCCUGCAGAUCACUCGCAUAUCUGCCUUCUUCAAGCAUUUCCAGAACAAUGGCUCCCUUGUUUGGUGCCAGAAUCAUAAACAGUGUUCAAAGUGCCUGGAGCCCUGCAAAGAAUCUUGGGACCUGAAGAAAAACCAUUGCCAAAGUUUCUGUGAGCCUCUUUUCCCCAAGAAGAACUAUGAAUGCCUAACUAGCUGUGAAUUCCUCAAGUAUAUCCUGUCAGUGAAGCAAGGAGACUGCCCAGCACCUGAGAAGGCCAGCGGUUUUGCGGCUGCCUGCGUUGAAAGCUGUGAGGCUGACAGUGAAUGUUCUGGGGUGAAGAAAUGCUGCUCCAAUGGAUGUGGACAUACAUGUCAAGUACCAAAAAAUCUGUACAAAGGUGUUCCAUUGAAACCCAGGAAAGAAUUAAGAUUCACAGAACUUCAGUCUGGACAACUGGAGGUUAAGUGGUCUUCAAAAUUCAAUAUUUCAAUUGAGCCUGUGAUCUAUGUGGUGCAGAGGAGAUGGAAUUAUGGAAUCCAUCCCAGUGAGGAUGAUGCUACCAGCUGGCAAACGGUGGCACAGACUACAGAGGAGAGAGUACAACUGUCUGACAUAAGACCCAGCAGGUGGUACCAGUUCCGAGUGGCGGCCGUUAAUGUGCAUGGGACAAGAAGCUUCACAGCACCCAGCAAGCACUUCCGCUCCUCUAAAGACCCAUCUGCUCCACCAGCCCCAGCUAAUCUCAGAAUUGCCAACUCCACUACAAAUAAUGAUGGAAGUGUAACUGUAAGGAUUAUUUGGGAUCUCCCAGAAGAACCUGAUAUCCCAGUUCAUCACUACAAAGUCUUUUGGAGCUGGACAGUCAGCAGCAAGUCUGUCAUCCCAGCUAAGAAGAAAAGAAGGAAGACUACUGAUGGGUCCCAAAAUUAUGUGGUCCUGGAAGGACUGCAACCCAACAGCAACUACAUGGUAGAACUGCAGGCAGUAACAUACUGGGGACAAGUACGACUGAAAAGCGCCAAGGUGUCUCUCUAUUUCAGCUCAACUCAAACAACUGUUAAUAAAGAACAGACCUCUCCAAUUGGGAAAACCCGGAAAGGACUAGCUGAUCCUCUUCCACCCUUUCAAAGAAGGAGACCGGCUCGUCUUCUUGAAAUUGGAGCUCCUUUCUAUCAAGAUAAUCAGCUUCAGGUCAAAGUCUACUGGAAGAAGACAGAAGACACUAGUAUGAGUCGAUAUCACGUCCAGUGGUUCCCAGAAUCCUGUGUGUACAAUGAAACUAAAGGGCCUGAAAAAGCAACUGGCCUGACCUAUGAAAACUACAUAAUUCUUCAGGACCUGUCAUUUUCAUGUAAAUAUAAAGUGACCGUUCAGCCAGCAAGAUCUAAAGGUCGUUUGAAGGCUGAAAGUAUUUUCUUUACCACCCCACCUUGCUCUGCUCUUAAAGGAAAAAACCACAAGCACAUUACUUGUCCUGCUGAAGGAGCAUCAGUUCUUCCUAAAGUGCUGGCCAAACCCGAGAAUCUAUCUGCCUCUUUCAUUGUUCAGGAAGUAAAUAUUACUGGUCACUUUUCGUGGAAGAUAUCAAAGGCAAGUCUUCAUCAGCCCAUGACAGGGUUUCAAGUCACCUGGGCAGAGGUUACUACAGAGAGCAGACAAAACAGCUUACCCAACAGCAUCAUUUCCCAAUCACAGAUACUGCCAGCAGAUCAUUAUGUGCUGACUGUCCCCAACCUGAGGCCAUCAACGCUUUACCGAUUAGAAGUGCAAGUGCUGACAACAGGCGGGGAGGGGCCAGCCACAAUAAAAUCUUUCCGAACACCUGAUCUGCUGCCAUCUUCACCCCACAGGCCUCAUCUGAAACAGCACCAUCCACAUCACUACAAGCCACCCCCAGAAAAAUACUAGACUGCUUAAGAUGAUUAAACGAAUAACUGAGAGAAAAACUGAGCUCCCACAAGACGACCAGAAAAAUGCACAUCUGUAGGAACAAUGAAUCAAUUUUUUCCAGUGGAAGUUAUCAUCCUGUAUGAUUUGUAGCCACUUCUACAUAGUUUAAGCAUGAAGAAUAGUGUUUGUACCAAUGCCAGGAUGAAAUGUACAGCAACUAUCAUGAAGUACCACCCCUAUUCUGCUAACUGAAGAUUGCAUCCAAUUCAACACAUCUGAGAAAAAUCAAAUGUAUGUUUGUUGUAAUAACAUUUUGUUUCCUAGGUUUAAAGUAGAUGGAAGGGGUGCAGUGAAUAACAGAGGCUUUUGUUUUGCUAAUCUUUAUAACAAUAUCUGAGACAUUGUUCUUUUAUGUAUACAUAGCUUUGAAAGCCAGAGGCCAGAUCUUCAGCUGGUGUAAAUUAGCAUCUCUCAGUUGAACUCAGUGGAGCUGAGCCAAUUUACAUCAGCUAAGCCUGUACAGUAAAUAGUUUGCCAUUAAAGGAUAUCUCCAUUUACCUAAAAUAAGUGCACAACCAAAUAAGUAGGAAUAACAGAUACAUACAGUUCAGUCUGCAAUGGAAACUACUAUUAA
This is a messenger RNA of Terrapene triunguis (Three-toed box turtle), 2720 nucleotides long. RefSeq names its product anosmin-1. Gene Ontology annotation, biological process: neuron differentiation. The transcript is spliced from 14 exons. Lineage: Eukaryota; Metazoa; Chordata; Testudines; Emydidae. Gene Ontology annotation, cellular component: extracellular region; cell surface. Gene Ontology annotation, molecular function: peptidase inhibitor activity; protein binding. Bases 53 to 2104 code for a protein of 683 amino acids. The record is from RefSeq and is a predicted model, not a curated record.